This is a messenger RNA of Rotaria sp. Silwood1, 705 nucleotides long. The record is from the annotation of a GenBank genome assembly. Lineage: Eukaryota; Metazoa; Rotifera; Eurotatoria; Philodinida; Philodinidae.
AUGUCAAUACCUCAUUUUCGAGAAAUAACUGAAUGUCGUUUAUCAGAAGAUUAUGAUCAUCAAACUCCAAUAGAUCUUAAUCUAGUACGCUUUAAUGCACACCAAUUAGCAAAUCAACAAUUAUUAUUAACAAGAAUAAGUCCUAUAGACAAUUGGGAUAAACCUGAUAUAGAUUUUUUUCAUUGUUCAUCAACGAAAGAUGAUUUACUUCGUGAAAUAGCUCUAAUGAAAUUGUUAAACAAUGAAAAUCAUUCAUUAUCAAAACCUAUAUCUGGUCCUUUAUUGUAUAAGCAUUUAAAAUUAAAAACAAGUCUUGCACAAAAUUUCCAACCAUUGGAUGGAGAAUGUUAUACGAAAUUUAAAAUGAUACUAUGGCCAUGUAUUAUGGAUUAUUAUCAAGUUGAUAUUCAUACAUUACCAUCCAUAUCUCGUUAUAAUAAUAAUUUCGAAGAUUUAUAUAAAUUUUCAAUUAAUUUCUCACAUUCGGCUAUUGAAUUAUUUUCUAUUGUAGCUAUUCGAAAUCUAAAUAAUUAUUCGUUUCAAUUGUUAUCUAACGAUAAUCAACUUGAAUUAUUAAUAAAUAAGCUUGUGCAAAAUAUUAUUAUACAAUAUCAAGGUCAAUAUAUAAAAGCAGAAAAAUUUACUAAAAAACAUUUAGAAAUAUUAGCGAAUUCAAUGAUCGAUUACAAUCAGUGGGGUCCAUAA